AGCGGCAUCACAACAUCCGCCUGCUGCAUCAAAUAUGGCGAUUUCAAGGAUACCACCCGCGGCUCUGUCUUUGAAACAGUUCUUACAGAGGCAGAGGGUGUUGGGGAUUUACAGAAACAUGCUGAGGACCAUACGACAGGUACCAGACGAGGCAGACAGGAAGUACCUCACAGACUGGGCGAGAGCCGAGUUCAAGAGGAAUAAGGACGCCACAAACCAGGACGCCAUUCGUAUGAUGAUCACACAAGCUAACAACCAUCUGGAGGAGCUGCAGAAGUCUCUGGCGUUGGCCAGAAGUUAAUCGCUCCGAGCUGCUGGGAAUCCCCGCUGCGGACUCAGCUGGACUGGUUUUCAAUAAAGACCACAUGACGGUCUUCAUUGAGAAGAGACUCGAGUGCUGAGGAAAGCCCUCACUGUUGUCGUCAGGGGAUGGAUGGAUGGAUGGAUGCUAUCGAUCUGCAGGUACCAUGAUCCUGCGGCACGGUAGAGACAGUUUGUUUCCAUCACCUGUGAUGAACCUGAGCGGCUGACUGAACACUGAUGAUAUUAUAGGUAUUAAAAAGAUGAAACUACAGG
Messenger RNA from Lates calcarifer (barramundi perch), 576 nucleotides. Its product is annotated as LYR motif-containing protein 2-like. Lineage: Eukaryota; Metazoa; Chordata; Actinopteri; Centropomidae. The transcript is spliced from 3 exons. The record is from RefSeq and is a predicted model, not a curated record. Gene Ontology annotation, cellular component: mitochondrion. Bases 35 to 301 code for a protein of 88 amino acids.